Lolium perenne is the source of this 777-nucleotide messenger RNA. The record is from RefSeq and is a predicted model, not a curated record. Lineage: Eukaryota; Viridiplantae; Streptophyta; Magnoliopsida; Poales; Poaceae.
UUGAGCUCACAAUUCUAGGCCGUGUUGACGGCGGAGCUGCAAGAUGACGCCGCCCAGUAUGCACGCUCGCUCUCCUCCGGCCCACUUCUUGGACGGUAUGAGCACCACGCCUCCUUUGCACAGCGUCUUCAGGACAAACUACGUCGUAUCUACGCGACUAUCACAUGCACGCGAUCUUCAGAUGUUGCCGAGUACCGAGCAGCACAGCGGCCACCUCGUCCCUCUUUGCAGGUGCAUCAGCCGCGGCACGCCCCGCGCCCACGUAUGGAGGUACCGCCGAGCCCGAGGCCACCAUCUCCUAACCAGGCAGGAGGUUCUGGGUGGCAAAACCAGCAGCAGCAGGAGCCUACUUACGAGUAUUGGCAGCGUGCCGGCUUCGGCAUGGAGCAGCAAUUUCCCAUGCCUAACUUCGGGUGGCGUCCCCGUAUGGAUGAGCCAGAGGGUGAGGGACAUAUGUCGACGGGGUCCGGAUCACGAUCCUUCUGGUCCAGUGCUCACGAUCAGGACGAAACACAGCAGAGCUAUCAAGACUGGAUGUCAAGUCAACAGCAAACUCCACCUCCAGAUCCCACGCAAGUACGGCCAGCACGAGCAGGGGUACAUGCUUCCUCCCCGACAUCGCCAGCCACCUGUUCGUAUGUACUCGCCGUCACCUUUUCAGGCUCGACCGCCACCGAGGCGAGGUGGAGGGAGGGGCCGUGGUCAGUGAGAUGAGUACUAUUUGUAUGCGCCAUGUAUGACUACUAUUUCUAUUUAACGAACAUUUCAUAUUGAACU